Messenger RNA from Diversispora eburnea, 717 nucleotides. The record is from the annotation of a GenBank genome assembly. Lineage: Eukaryota; Fungi; Glomeromycota; Glomeromycetes; Diversisporales; Diversisporaceae.
AUGCACUCGAUGACAUAUUAUACUCAAGAAGUUAAAGAUAAUUUAUUUACUACAACUCAAAAUACUGGCAUCACUAAAAACGGAAUUCAAAGUACUAAUGUCAUUCAAGGAAGUACGGUUCAAAGUACUUCAAUUAAAUUUGUUAAAAUCGCUUGUGAACUUGAACUCCCAGACCAAGAACUAUCAACAAAUAAUCUCGUUUCAACAAGUGAUCAGUCUAAGAUUAAUGAUAUUCAAGAUUGUAAAAUUUUUCAAGAUACUAUGGUUCAAAACGCUUCAACUACAACAGAUCUAAACGUUACAACUCAAAACGUUGUAAUUAUUAGUACGCUUGAUGCUCUUUCUCUUGACACUUCAAUCACUACUGAUACAGUAUCUGAAACUGUAGAAUCUCUUCGUGCUUAUGAGAAAAGAUCGGGUGAUGCACAGAAGUUUUUAGAUUGUAUGGGAAAUAAUUUUAGAUGGCCCGCUAUGAUGCCUAAUCUCAUUAGAAUUCUGAUCUUUCGAGCUUUUAUUGAUAUUGAUAAUGAUAUCUCCGAAGAUAAUCAAGAAUGCACUGAUGAUGGCAUUCUCAAAGAUGAUCAAGAAUACACGUGUAAUUACAUUUAUCUCUAUAACAGUUUUGAUCAAGGCAUGUUUGGUGGAUAUGAGAAAGACUGGACGCUAGUAUAUAAUCCGAAGGUGAAAAAAUAUGAAUUGGAAAAAUGUACAAAUUAA